UGGAAAACAAACCUGUAAUCAGCUUUCAGCCAAUAAAAGCCCCGCUUUCCACAUAUUUCCCUCCCCCUUCUUCCUCCUCCUUUUUGUCCCUCCCCUUGGUUAACGUAGCCGUUCACGUAAUUAGCCAAUGAGAACAUAAAUAACAUCUGCAUAACUCCGACUCUGCCCAUACUCCUCAGAGGACGCGGAGAAUAGGAAGAAAGAGCUGCCAAUCGUUAACAAAUAACCAAUGGAACCGCAAGAUAGGGAAGCCUGCGAGAAAGUGCUGUGCUGAUAAUAUAGGCUUCUUCGCCCGCCCCCAAUGGCGGCUGCGCUGGACCCUGAAAGCGAGAAAAAAGGAAUGUGUUUGAAAGAUAAAGCUAAACUGCAAUUAAGGAAAUUUGAUGUUGGAGACAAAUUUUCUCAUUUACCAUUAGCAAAAGCCUCUGUUCUUGUGCCUCUGAUGGUUAGAGAUGGGAAGCUGUGUGUACUUUUCACUGUCAGAUCAAUGAAGUUGACGAGAUCACCAGGAGAAGUGUGUUUUCCGGGAGGCAGGAGAGAACCAACAGACGUAGAUGAAAUAGCCACAGCUCUUCGAGAAGCUGAAGAAGAAGUCGGGCUUCGUGCAGAACAGACUGAAGUAAUCUGUAGGCUUGUACCUGCAAUAGACAAAACUCGCUCUAUAGUAACUCCAGUAGUAGCCUUCAUAGAAGACUCAUUCCAAGCCCAUCCUAAUCCAGAAGAAGUCAGUGAUGUAUUUUAUGUGCCACUGGACUAUUUUAUUCAUCCUUCGAAGUAUAAGGUCCAACAAGUUCAAAUGCUGGGAAAGGGUGUUCCAGUACACUUCUUUGAAUACAAUGAUCCGGAGCGUAACACCUCGUAUAGAAUAUGGGGACUCACAGCACACUUUACUGUCUUUCUUGCUCUUGUGAUUUUUGGAGAAAAGCCAACAUUUGAAAUUGCAUACGAUCUUGAUAAUUUGAUUUCAUCAUCUGAAAACAGUUUCAUGGAGUUAUAUAACAUAACAAAGAACAAACUUUAGGUUAUGAAAUUAUUACUUUUGAAAGGAAGUAUAGAGUAUAAAUCAGGUACACGUGGUGCUAUAAACAGUCCUUUAAAUUAAAAAGAAAUGCAACUUGAAAUGAACUUUGCAAUUUUAUGAAGCAGUUUUGCACGAUUGAUCUCAUAACAGGACUGCAGAAAAUAAGACACCCGUCAUUGCUCCACAGAUUCCAUUAUUGUAUUCUGUAGCAUUUUCUUCUCAAAAGAAAUCCCAACUUGCAUCAGUUUCUUCUUAUGCUAUUUUUUUAAGCAUUCCAAAUGCACAUGACAGUGUGUACACCAAAAUUUAAUUUAUAUUUGUUUUCAGCUUAUUUUGUUUAAUAAUUUGGUUAUUCUUUGUUUCCACCUGUUUCAAAUGCGAAGCACAUUUCCAAAUGUAACUUUUAAAAAAAAAUUCUCUCCAAUAUGUCAGUAAAGGAUCUGCCCUUCAAAAUACCAAGCAAUAGAUGAAUGCACCUAGGCAUUCCUGCUGGCAUGCAAGAUAUUGGUAUGCAAGUAAGUUUUACCUCUGAAUCCCCAAAGAAGGGAAAGGGUGUUAAAAACAGAACAUGCUCCCUCCUUCCAUCUUACUUCACCCCAGGGUUAGAGAUAUGACUGACUCCAUUUGCAAAUUUACAUCGUCAGGCACAACUGGCCUUGCAAACUUGAUUGCGUUUGCAAGGUAGUUCUGUUAGACAUUUAAUGCACACAAUAAAUAUAUGUGGCUGAAUCCAGACCGGCAGUUUAAGCUGGCGCAGGGACGGAAUCUGGGCAGAUCAAAAAAGUGCAUCCAAAUGCGCACAUCUGCCUGCCGUACCGCUCCCAUACUUACCCUGUCUGUAGGAAUCCCAGUUUGCACCUCAAAAAGCUACCACCUUGAAAGUGGUAGCAAAUCUGAGAAGCGCCUGCCUCUGAGGCACUUUUCCCAGAUGUCUGUUCCGGCGGCAGCCAGGAGACUUCCAGGUUGGCAUGCUGCCGCCCUAUGUGAUGCUUUUUAAGUCACUUAGCUAAGGCUUUUACUUUUUGGAAAAAAUAUGUUUUUAAACUUUUAUUUAAACAAAAUAUGGUAACAAAUGCCAAAUACUCAAAUAUUCAGUAAGAUGAUGACUACCUAAAAGAAUAAUAGUUCAAAUAAAGUACUUAAUUCACAAUUGGAGCAAAUAAAUAGGAUAAAUAUGACUUGGAACUUUAUCUGUUGACAUCAUAUAGUUUAGGAAAGGAACCCAUAUUGUUGGAAAGUCAAAACAACAGUCUGCAUUUCCAUUACAUUGAUUAUGGUAAGAAAUUGAUUAUGGUAAGAAAUGGAGAUAACAGAAUCUCAAAAUAUUAUCAAACCAUAAAGAAAUUGAGGGGGGUGAUUUAUUCUUCCACCUAGAUGCUCUUAAGAAUAUGUUGUUGGUUGCUGUUUGCAUUCAAAUUUUUGUUGCUUCAUAUGAACAAUGAAGCUAAAGGGAGUAUUUAGUGAUUGUAUGUACGGAGUGGGGGAGACAAUGAAUGCUGAAUUUCUCUUGUGACCUGUCUCAGUCAUUCAUACAGCAGAAUUAAAUAUACGUUCACCCACUCAUGUCACACAUAUAUAUAAACGAGUCGCAACCAUGGUUACAGCACUUUUAUGUUUAAUGUAGGUAAUAUUACAAUUUGCAAGUUAGCAGCGAAGUCCUCAUUCUGUUCACUAUUGAUCUUUCUUUAUGUCCAAUGUACUUUUUCUCCUGGUUUUAAAAACGGGAAUUUUUUUUUUUUGUUCCCCAGUAAGCAGCUACACAAAGGGAUUCUGUUUGUAUAAUAAAAGAACAUGAUUUUGCA
Molecule: messenger RNA, 2823 nt
Organism: Heteronotia binoei (common prickly gecko)
Lineage: Eukaryota; Metazoa; Chordata; Lepidosauria; Squamata; Gekkonidae
Gene: NUDT7
Product: nudix hydrolase 7
Exons: 4
Coding region: 302-1021 (239 amino acids)
Biological process (GO): coenzyme A catabolic process
Molecular function (GO): coenzyme A diphosphatase activity; acetyl-CoA hydrolase activity
Source: RefSeq, a predicted model, not a curated record